Messenger RNA from Seriola aureovittata, 3686 nucleotides. RefSeq names its product ubinuclein-1-like. Lineage: Eukaryota; Metazoa; Chordata; Actinopteri; Carangiformes; Carangidae. Gene Ontology annotation, cellular component: nucleus. The transcript has 14 exons. The coding region runs from base 350 to 2836 and encodes 828 amino acids. The record is from RefSeq and is a predicted model, not a curated record.
AUGCCAAGAAAAUAAAAGUUUAAGCUCCUGAAACGCAAAUGUAUAAUUUUUCUAUUUUGUUUUUUUUUUCCCACUUUUUUUUUUCUCAAAAAGAUGUGGCCUAAAUCAUUACCAAGGUUUAGAGAUACAGGAAGGCGGAUGUUUUUUUGUUUUGUUUUUUUUAUGUUAGUAGCUAGCUACAGGCUACAUCUUAGCUAACCGUUUUUACCGGACAGUUGAAAGGGUGGUAUUGAUCACUCAGAAAGCCAAUAAGCCUAUUUCUCUAAAGGGGUUUCUUUAAUGAACCCUAAUAAUAAAAACAGAAAGAUAAAGGAAUUAACACCUGAGUCGGUUUGUGUUCCCCGGUGUGAUGGCUGAAUCCCGGAGAGUUCAGUUGACCACUCUCCCCUGCGACGUACCGCCUUCACCCCCCGACCCGCCCGCUUCGGAGCACGAGUCUUCAUCGAGUGUCCUGCGGGGGAAAGACACCGGGUCAGACCGAACCGCUGACACCGACACGGUCCGACUGAUCCUCCCGUUGUUCGAGCCUGAUGAGCGGAGCUUUCCACAGUUCAGCUACAGUCAGCUCAUUGACAACAAGAUCAACCACACAAAAGCAAAAGACCCACUGAGCAAAUAUGAAGAGGAAGAGGGGAGAGAGGAUGAUGAAGUCGCUGCCAUUGCCAGGAAGUUGGAGGAAAAAUAUGGUGGCAAACCCACGAAAAAGAAGGAUCGUAUUCAGGACCUGAUCGAUAUUGGAUACGGUUAUGAUGAAGAUGAUUCUUUCAUCGACAACUCUGAGGCUUAUGACGAAUUUGUUCCGGCCUCCAUCACAACUAAAUUUGGUGGAUUCUAUGUAAAUUCGGGCGUGCUGCAGUUCCGCCAGGCUUCCGACACUGAGACCGAGAACUUGACAACAGAGGAGAAAACGCUUGAGUCCUCAAAAAAACGUAAACUCAAUGCUGGACAGGAUAAGCCGAAGAAGAAGCAGUGCAGAGCAGAUGAAGAGUCAAGAGCCAAGUCAAGCACUUUGUCUGAACUCGAACUGAAUAAGAAGAAGAAGAAGAAGAAAAAGGCUGUUGGCACGUUAAGUGUCACAAGCAUGCUGAAGAAGUUUCAAAGAGAGAAGGAGAAGGAACGACAGAAAAUGGAAAAAGCAAAUCAGAGGGCAGCAGGAAUCAUCAGUGUACCCACAAUCCCUCUGUGCCCGGCAGACGCAGCCGGCGGUGGGGGCUCAGGACUGACCGACCCGCUCCUCAGUUUAAUCGGCUCGACCAACGACCACGCUCUUAUCCAGGCAGCCAGCACAGUGGACUUUGUUAUUGAUCUGGUCUCUUUAUUAGAUGCCAGCGAAGAGACUUCUUCACCAAAACUGGUUCCUCAAGCUGCCACAGAGACGCAGCUUUUCCAACCCAAAACAAAUAAUCACAGUCUCACUCAAGCCCAACCUCCAAAUACAAAGACUAAUUUGGAGCGGAGGACUCAUCCAGAACCAAUCCAGCUCCUGUCAGAGGCCGGCUCUACCUCUCUUCAGCAGUGCGCCCCGCUGCCGGAGGGACUUACCCCAGCACUGGAGGACAGCAUUAGAAAACUCGUGGCAACUGCCAAGACCUCGGAGGGAGGCUCGAAACUCAAGUUCUUCACUCCAGAAAUCAACUCAAUCCUGCUAGAUAUUGAGUUGCAGUGUCGGGAGCAGGGCGGCCAGUUGCGCUCCAAAGUGUACACACACCUGUCGUCAUUCCUGCCCUGCAGCAGAGAUGCGCUCUUAAAACGCGUAAAGAGACUAUUUCUCACGCACAUGAAGGAACCUCCUGACGUGGAGGAUCCCGUGCAGAAACUUAAGGAGGCCAUCGGCAAAGCUAUGCCUGAACAGAUCGCCUGUUACCAAGCAAACUGCCAAGCAUAUGAACACGUUAAGGCUUCAAAGGCAACAGAAGAGGGGAAUGAGGGCAAACAGAGUGUGAAGGACGGCACAGAGGACAAUGUGGAGGAGAGAGGUGGGAAAAGAGGAGGUCCUAAGAAGUUUUUCAAAUGGAACGAGGAGAUCAGGGAGUGCUUGUGCCAUGUGUUACGGCCAAAGAUGGACAAAUAUAAAAAUGAAAGGAAAGGCAGCCAGGAGAUGGAGGAGUACCUCAAGAUGUUGCUGGACAGUGAGGUCAAACCGCUUUGGCCAAAAGGGUGGAUGCAAUCUUGGGCACUGAUGAGGGAGAGCAGGAAAUUAUUAGGCCUCUUCACCUCAUUACCAGUAAAGAAGGCCAGAUCAGAUAAGAAGCAGUCCUCUGUCGGAGGAGCUUGUGCCACAGUGUCAGAUGUUCUCCAGGGAACUCCGCCACUGGAAGUAGAACUCCUCCAAGACACGGACGAUGUGUUUAUUGUAACCUCAAAUAUUUGCAAUUCCAUGCAACUUGGUGUGGCGAGGACGGAGGCAGCUGCCUCGAAAAAGAUGGAGAGUAAAAUUGGAGGAGGAGUGACAGUGGAUGCUGGUUCUUCUACACCUGCGGAGUCAGGAGGCGAACUCCGGGUCAACGCCACAUCCGCGCCGACUCAUUCACUUCUGGAUCUCCUUGCUGAUCAAGCACUGGCUCGAGAGCAACCUCUCAGAGUUUCUCAGGAGCUCCUGGCGGCAGCUGUUGCAAAAUACAAACGAUCAGUUCAGCACUGGAGCUUUGAGGUGGACACCAAAAAUCUUCUUCCACCUCCUCCAGCUCCUCAGUCCAGCCCAGUCGGCGGUUUGCCAGUGAGCGGGGUAUGUCAGGUUGUUUUUCCGCAGCUAUUGCCGACAGGAAACUUCGCCGGGCACGUGGAUGCUGACCAGAUAGAGAUCAUUUCUGAUGAUUCGGACAUCAUCGUACAAUGACCACUCCCAGUCCAGAUUUACAGUUACAAGUUUUAUUGAUUUACUUUUUGGCUCACAAGAGACUAAAGGGAUUAAAAGAAUGAUCAUAAUCGAAGCAGCAGAGGUCAAACUAAUCCUCACCUUUAGUCCCUCAUUGGAUCCUAUAAUGCGACCAAGAGCAUCUUUCUCUUAGACCGUUCCUGACUGUCACACUCCACAACAAAAAAUUCCACCCGACAUCUGUGGUGCUGAAGACCAAGAGAUGUGGCUGAAAGCUCAGGAAAAAAGGUAGUCAGUAGAUCUUGGCUUAAUAUUAUUGUGUCAAACUUCUAUUUCCAAGGUCAAUAAUUUUUACACUCAUUCACAGCCCCAGUUUAUGUCACAGGCUUUCUGUUUAAAACUCUGAGAAAAUUCCCCUGAUGGAUUUAAUAAUGACGACAUCAGUCUUGACAGUUUUUGCAAAUCUCAUUUUUAAGAUAAAAAGAAAACCCCCCCAAAAAAGUAGCAGAGUAUUGUAUUUUUGCUAAAGUGCAACCCAAAAAACUUUGUUCAGUUGCACUCAGUUUUGUUUUGUAGACUUUAUUUUGCAGAUUUUAUUUAUAUAAUCUUCCACAUUUGGUGACCUUCAUCAUUUCAAGGUGUGUUGUACGUCAUCGGAGAUGCAAAGAAACUAAAGAGUAAUACUCGUGCACUUUUAUCAACGAGUAGACAAGUGACCCGACAUCUCAUCUGAAAACUGAGACCAAUCUACUCAGUGAAUCACUUCUGAUAACCUUUAGCUACGACUUGUAAUUGAAAGUAUUUUUGUUUGAAAUGUAAAUAAUUUACUUUGAAUGAAUAAAUAAUAAAGAGAUUAAAUGCUAUAGGCGUU